Molecule: messenger RNA, 723 nt
Organism: Cercopithifilaria johnstoni
Lineage: Eukaryota; Metazoa; Nematoda; Chromadorea; Rhabditida; Onchocercidae
Source: the annotation of a GenBank genome assembly
AUGGGUGUAACCAUAACUGACAACGACGAACAAGGAGCAAGUGAAGUGGCAGCUGCAAAACCAAAAGAACGACAAUUCCAGGUUGUCCCCGUUCCAGGGACUUUUACUCGCGGACGUUGGAAAUGUUGGGAUUAUAAGGAUAAAACAUCGGAAACUGGUGCAGUUAUUGACUUUACAGAUAAAUCAGAGAAACAUUCUUUAUCAAUCAAUAUUGGGGAAAAUUCUGUCGGAUGUCGGACUAUUAUUUCCCACGGCCAAACAGAUGCAGUAAAUCAUGCGACAAGUGAGCCACAUUUGAUUCCAGCAACUGAUACGAGUAGUGCAGCAAUAUCGCAAACGAUUGACAUGUCGAAUGCGGGAAAAGAAUCCAGUACAAUCGUUGUUACAUCUAUUGCUCCUCCAUCGUCAACGCCGGCACAUGGUACUCCAUCUUCAGCCAGUAUUUCUCCUGUGAUCAAUAAUGCAACUAUUAUUGAAACUAAGGAGAGAAUUUCAGAUCAAGAAAAUUUAUUAUCAUUGCAAACUACAGCGUCGGCACCUGCUCUUAACAUUGGAGGAGUGGCACCAGUUCAUACACCUAAAAUUUAUCGGACGCCAUCCGCUACCGCUUCCUAUCUGCAACCGUUAUCGGAAAUUCCUGAUUCUGUGGUUCAGCCGUCGUUUACUCCCGAACCAGUUGCAACAAAUGUACCGGUUACUGUGACUGAGACGGAUGAUCCGUAA